This is a messenger RNA of Malassezia vespertilionis, 1953 nucleotides long. RefSeq lists its product as uncharacterized. The transcript has a single exon. NCBI's taxonomy places the organism in Eukaryota, Fungi, Basidiomycota, Malasseziomycetes, Malasseziales, Malasseziaceae. Gene Ontology annotation, molecular function: transcription coregulator activity; RNA polymerase binding. The record is from RefSeq and is a predicted model, not a curated record. Gene Ontology annotation, cellular component: nucleus. Bases 1 to 1953 code for a protein of 650 amino acids.
AUGGAACCGGAGCGGCCCAAGGAGAAGGUGCCGAUCCCUGGUGCAGACGGCUGGCUGCGAGUUACGACGACGCAUGGAAAUGUAUUUUAUGCACAGAAGAAGACUAAGCGCUCCGAAUGGACGAUUCCAGACGAGAUUCGCGACCAUGUCGAGGCAAUGGAAGCUUCCAUGCAACAAGAACGACACGCGAAACGGGCACGAACCGAGCCCGUAACCGAGCCCGUAGACGUUGUCAAGGAGGAAGUGAUUGUUGCUGAGCCUGUGCCGGAUCCAGAACCCGUUGUCCCCGAGCCUGCGCCCGUUGCACUUCCGCCCGCGCCGGAUCUGUCGUUCGAAGAAGGGCGUGCUUUGUUCAUGGGAAUGCUUACAUCCUUGAAUGGCACGCCGUCUGAAGUGAAUCCUAUGGCACCAUGGGAUCAAGAACUUCCGAAAUUUGUACAUUUGCCGGCAUACAGCUCGCUCCGAAGCUCGCGCGACCGCGAAGAUGUGUUUAAUGAAUGGUGCAAGUUGAGGCUGCGUGAGAAACGCGAAAAAACGACGCGGCGUGCCCCUGCCCCUGCCCCAACACAUCCAUCGGAUUGUGAGCGGCAGCUGCGCUCGUUGUUUAAAGAGCAAAUCGUAUCUUCGCGAACGACGUUUGACGAUGCAAAAAAACAGUUUGGCACCGAUCCGCGAUUUACCGCUGUACAAAACCCAAAGGCUGUAUUCAAUACAUGGAUGCAGGAGCUCGUGGAGAUCAAGCGCCGCCUGGCGCGCAAUGCAGAUACAGCCUUUGCAGCGCUACUGACCGAGCGACUUCUUGAACCCGCAUCGCUGCUUGGCGAGGAGGGAAUCCAAGGGGAACCAGACAAGGACCAGGCAGCCCAAAUCUGGCUCAAGGCAAAAAAGACACCGGGACUUGUAGAGGAUAAGCGGUAUGAUGCGGUAGGCAGUGCUACGCGACGUGCCGCUCUUUUUGCUACAUGGCUACGUGACGGGGUGCGUGUACAGACAGCAGUGGAACAAGCGCCACAAGAAGUGCCGCAGGCCAAGGAGAGCGAGUCGUCCGAGGAACGCAGACAACGCGCGCUGCAAAAUCGGCAAGCACAAGUGCUCCGGGACCAGACGCGUAUGCGAGAGCGCAACCGCGCUGCGCGAUUUGACCUCGAUAGUGAGCGACGGUACGUAUUCGCACCCUCUGACCCCAGCGAAACCGAUUUCCGCCAGCUGUUGCUGGAUGUUGUGAGCGAUCCAACGCUGACAUGGGAAGAUGCUCAAGGCCUCCUGUCGCGCGACGAUCGAUUCCGUCCAGCGGCAAUGCGCGAUACUCUCCAGGACGAGCAAAAGGCACAAUUUUUUGCGGAGCACAUUGCGCGGCUCCAAAAUAAGAAACGUGAUCAACUCGCGCGGCUCUUUAGCAAGCAUACCAAAGAUGAGCACGGCAGGGAGCGUCUCGAUACGGCCAUGGACACGGUGCUCGCCAAUAUCCGUACGGACGAGGGAUUUGACGCAGGGCUGAAACGCUUUCUCGGCGAAGAUGCAAGCGUGCAUCGGAGCCGCACUACGACACUAGAGCGCGAGUAUGAAGCAUGGGAUGCCUGGCGACAGACUUGCGCGAAAUCCGAGUUCCAGGAUAUGCUCCGCGAAAACGCCUUUGUUACGUUUUGGGGCGGAUUACGCAAGGAAAAAGAGCAGCACACCGAGCAGCCCAGCGGUGCGGAGCCAAUCCCCGAAGAUGAAGAGGCGGAUGAAGAGGCUGUCUCUGUGCUGGACAUGGCCUCCAAUGUGGAUCUACGUGAAAUGGAAUCGGUACUACGGGUAUGUAUGAAAAAGCGCGAGAGCUCAUGGCAGAACGACAAGCGCUACCAGAUUUUUGCGCAUCGCCCCGACGAGCGUACAGAAUGGCUCAAACAACAUCUGGCACAGUUAUCGGUGCCUAAGCGAACAAUUCAUCAAAUGCAUAUAGACAGAUAG